This is a messenger RNA of Frieseomelitta varia, 7322 nucleotides long. Its product is annotated as histone-lysine N-methyltransferase PRDM16-like. The record is from RefSeq and is a predicted model, not a curated record. Lineage: Eukaryota; Metazoa; Arthropoda; Insecta; Hymenoptera; Apidae. The transcript is spliced from 2 exons. Bases 989 to 2341 code for a protein of 450 amino acids. Gene Ontology annotation, molecular function: RNA polymerase II cis-regulatory region sequence-specific DNA binding; DNA-binding transcription factor activity, RNA polymerase II-specific. Gene Ontology annotation, biological process: regulation of transcription by RNA polymerase II. Gene Ontology annotation, cellular component: nucleus.
CUGGACAAGGAGCACCAAACGAUCGCUGGACGGUGCUGAGCAACGUGGUUGACUCCUUCCGUUUCUCCGUGCUCUCCAGUCCGAGCGCGACCAGUCAGGACUCAGCUGUCCUGUCGACACGACACGCGAUCCACGCGAUCGAUCGGAAACACCACGCGGGAACAACUACCCGAUCGACCCGCGGCAACACCAUCCUCCAGCAUCCGUACCACGCCAAUCGCGCAGGAUACACACAGGAUCGCGCGUACAUCUACCAAUCCGAAGAUUGAUCGUCGCAUGGUCCUUCCGUUGCUUCGUCUUCUGGUUCGAGUGACGACGCAGUUCGCUGGCAGCACGAUCUCUAGUCAGAAAUAUCGCGAGAAGAGUUGCAGAGGAAUAAUAAUCGUCGACGUUCGCCGCGUGACACGCGCGCGCACAAUCAGCGAGGGAAGCGGGUGUCGCGAUCUGUCGCUCGAACACGUGGUCGCCACGAGGCACGCUGUUGGAACCGGAGAUCCUCGACAAACGCCAUCAGGAUGUACGAUCGGACGUUUCGAUCUGGAUACUCGUAGAGCCGACGAUCCGGACGAAGAUCGAUGAACGAGGAAGAAGAAGAGUGCUCGAGUGUGAGGAUAGUGUGCUGUUGGUUGAAAACGGAGUGCCCUCCUCGCUUUCCCUCUUCGCUUUCUUCUACCUCUUCUUCUUCUUCCUCCCUUGACUGACUGACUCUGUCUUCUCUUUCUCUCUCGCGGAGCUGUGGUGAACUGUUACGAACGCGUGAUCGAGGGGGAAAAAAAGAAGGAGAAAAAAAAAACGGAGAAAGAGGGAAAACGAGUUUGAUCAGUAACCGGGCGAAAAUCGAUCGCAACGAAACAAGUGAGGAAAGUGAGAAACCGUAACCGCCGGAAGUUACACGCCAGCUGCCCCCGGCUUCAAGGUCAUGGAAUGACGCACAAGAUCAUUCCGAGCGACGAGCAGGAGCAAAGCCGAGGGUGACAGAAGCGGUGUGAUGAGCGGAUAUCUCGGUAACAUUCCCCUGCCCCCAACGUUGUUGCACGACCCGAAGUAUCCUCCAGCCAUGCGGGAGAAAGACUCGAGUCCGAGAAAAAUGCCGGGCCACAUCAGCCCGAAGCAAGCCAGCAUCUACCCGUUGAGCGUUCGCGUGCCGGACGUCGAAGAGCUGCCAUACGAUUUGAGCCACGGUCACGGCCGUGGCCUGUCGAGUCCCACGAAUCAACAGCAACAUCGUCAACAGCCCCAUAUGAGCCCUGCGGCCAGGCCGCCUCAGUCGCAUCACCAGGAGGAUCUCGACUGCGAGCCGCUGGAUCUUCGCGUCGAUCACAAGAAGGAGAGACUCAUGGACGAGAAUCAGAACGAGAUCGAAGUUCUGAAUCAGAACAGCCUCGGCGGGAGUCUUCCCUACCACACGGUCCUGUUCCCGCAGCAUCAUGCCGUUCAUCCGUUGGUCCUCGAGGCCAUGUAUCGGUCGCAUCAUCACAGUUCGCCGGUCCCUGACCUGCCUAAAAUUCAAGUCCGCGCGUUGCCCACGAUGGUACCGUUGCCACCGAACAGAUUCUCUUCCACAACAUCCUCCACGUCGUCCUCGUCGUCUCAGGCUGCCACGAGAGUACCAAGCCCCACCGGCGGCCAGCAACAUCAGCAACCGCAGCAGCAAAGUCACUCGAGUCAGCAGCCGCAGCAACAGCACCAACCGGCGUCCAACCUUCCACCCUACUCGAUCAGCGUUCAAGCCGGUUUAAAGCCGAAAGACAGAUACUCGUGCAAGUUCUGUGGCAAGGUGUUCCCCAGAUCGGCAAACCUGACGCGUCACCUGAGGACGCACACCGGCGAACAGCCGUACAAGUGCAAGUACUGCGAGAGAAGCUUCAGCAUCUCCAGCAAUCUCCAGCGUCACGUCAGGAACAUCCACAACAAGGAGAAACCAUUCAAGUGCCCGUUGUGCGAACGAUGUUUCGGCCAGCAGACGAACCUGGACAGACACUUGAAGAAACACGACGCCGACGGGCCGACGAUACUGGACGAGGUUAGGUCGAGGUACCACGGACAAUUGCCGAGAGCGGACGAGUCCUACUUCGAGGAAAUUCGCAGCUUCAUGGGCAAGAUCACCUCGCAGAGGCAGGGGAUACCGUACUUCCCUGGGCUGCUGGGUCACGGUGGAGACGACUUCAGGAACGACAAGCAACAACUUCAACUGGAAGAGAAGAGGGGCGAUUCUUCCUACUUCAGCGACAGGGACAACCUGAGCUCAAGGUCGAGCAGCACUGCCAGCAGACCCGAGAGCGUGCAAGAGGAACAGCGGGACGUUACUUCGCCGCCGCUUUCCCCGGGAAACAACACCUGAGUCGAAGAAUCCGAUCGUACGUCCGACGAGAGUGUGCCUCGUCGGCUACGAUUAAUUAGAGAUCGAAGUAUCCUUGAAUCGAUACGGCGAAUUCCUACGGGAUUCCAAGCUUCGCGGAUGUUGCACCGAGUUUCGUCCGGUGGGGGAUCGAACAUUAAAUUCGCUCGCUUAGCAGCGAAGAUUUUGAUCCGCGAGGAUUAGUGUAAAUCUUACCGUCGACGAAUUACUUUCACGCAAUGGAUUACUUUCCCUAGUUUCACUGUAAUUCUUACUCGUGUAAUUCUAAUACUUUGCUAUUCGGUGUUCAGACGUGGGUCAAACGAAAAACAUGCCUUAUAGAACGUGCCUGAAAUAUUUUCCUAAGUGUUCGAUGCGCAGGGCCUUACAACUCAACGAUGCAAACGGCAAAACUCGAUUUCAGCAGUAUUUUAGUACCAUUAGACGUCGGCGCGUCUUUCCCAACAAAGGAAAACGAAUGAACAAAACGCGCGUUAGUUUCGUUCGUAAAUUAAUCAAUAAAAAGAAAAACAAUGUCAAAGUUACCAUUGUCAUUUUAAAAUAAAAUUUUAUACACAGUAGGACCUUCAUAUUCGUUAUCCGUGGUUGGAUUGGCAAAGAACUUAUUUCCAUGAAUUAUUUAUUUAUUAUACAGUGCACAAACAGCCGUGGAUUUCAGGUUUGAAAACUGUAAUGUUUUUCUAUAUUUCAGUUUAUAAAAUUCAGCGCGAUUUAAAUUGGUCUAUAAGUAUUGCAAUGAAAAUUUUUAAAACACGUUUGUGCAAUAAUAAUGUCCUGAUGUGUGCGUAAUAAGCUACAAAAAAAAAAAAAGAACAAAAUGGAUCUAUGUUACAGGAUUCGCACAUUUCGGUAUUCUCGUUAUCAAUUUCCCGCGAGUAGUUCUACUCUGACUCUGUAAAUUGAAAUACUUAUUUCUAAUUGUGCCUCAAAGAUUAAUUUACACGCGUGGAACUGACAAACCAUAAUUGAAUUCUCAUCCUACUCAUCUUUCCUCGUCCAAAAUUAUGCUAUCGGAAGAUUGCGUAAUAUCUUGUAUCUAGUAUCGGUUCGAAGAAUAAGGUUAGGUAAUCUCUAACAACUGUGCCCAACAGCUAGAGAACGAAAUCGUUGAACAAAAACUCAAGUACUAGAAUGAAAUAUCAAGUAAACGCGGGUUGAACUCGUUCUGGCUGGGAGGAACAGUUGAAAACGACUCCACUUCGCGAUUUUACGACCUAGAAAGUGUAUUUCAAUCACCGCGUCGCCUCGAUCCCGAUUCGUGGUACCGACGACGAACAAUAAAGUAGAAAUCGAUGGGCGGAUCUGUGCGGUUGUCGAUCGACUGACUGAAUCUCGUUCUCGGCCGGAAGCAACGGAAAACUCAAUAUCAACGACACGAAUCAUUAAGUUUCUCGUCGAGGAAGUUCGAGACAGACCUUGGAAACAUUUUCACGAAACAAGAGAAAUCAUCAAGGAAACAAAUUGUCUUCUCGUUCAAUUUUUGUCAAUUUUUGUCAAAUUAGAAAAGAAAAAAAAGAACAGAAACAGAGUGCAAAGAUUAAACAGAUUAUAGGAGAUUACGCAAAAGAUUGGGAAAUUGUACGAAACGUUAUAUACGAGGAUGAAUUAGUGCUAGACACGUGGGAAAACCGGCAGGAAAAGCAGCUUCCUGUAGCCAGACGAUUUACCAGAGUGACUCUACGAAGCUCGGUGGAAGGCGCCAUCGGCGGGAACCCGCAUGAUCGUUUCCUGCCGAUGGUCGCUGAAAACUGUACCCGGUGAGAAAACGAUCAGCGCGGCUACGAAUUCUGGACUUUCUAAUUGGCGCUCUGACCUUGUAAGUAAGCGGCCCAUUUCGAUUAAUUACACCUGAUCCAGAUCGAAUGGCCAACCGGCGUAGUAUCGUGCGGAUGCUUCUAAAAUUGGCACCUGGAUAGUUACGUGAACGUAAUCCGUUUGAAACGUACGCUGGUAGUGGAAGUUACAUCUUUUUUGUGCUCAUCAGGAGGCGCGUCGGGUUGAAUGAAAUUCGCCAAGUUUUACGGCAUGUUUGUUGAGCAACGGCCCGAUGAUUGGCAAGAGAGGAAACUCGGCAGGGAAACGUGGAAUUACGGUACCAAAGAUCAAAACGAUAGUGAAACUUGAAGAAUGUUUCUCCGAGGGAGGGGAGAAACUUGGCUUUGGAGAUAUGGUAAUUAUCCGCCUUCCCGGCGGGCGGAAGUUGAGGAGAUCGAGCCGAAAAGCAAAAGAGGAAGCUCCGAGGCGAUCGAAUCGACUGCCGGCGCGAUACUAGUAGCGCAGGUGCAGAGUUGCACGAUGCAGCGGCGGCGAGCCACGCGGUCGCGAGAUCCUCUUGACCUUGGUGAACGCGAUCGACGAGCAGUUAAGCCGAAAGCGCGUCGAGAAAAGGGUUGGGCGGUUCUUCUUUCCCAAGGAAUCCGAGGAAACGGUGGUCCACUGAAUCUGAACAGUGUGACGCGUGAGAAACCAUUUGCGCUUUCUAGUUUGGAAUGUCGAGGAUCAUCUGAAUUAUAGGUGUUGCUGAAAUGCUGGAUGAAAUGCGAACCAAUGACUGCGACCUUGAUAAGGAAUCAAAACGCGUUGCGACAAACAAAUGUGAUAAGCCUAAAAGAUCGUUGACUCAACGUUGAACGAGAAAUUUAGACGAAACAUUGAAACUACAAAGUCAGAAAAAUCUAGGGAAACUGGGGAAAUGGGAAGGAAAAAAAGAGACGCGUGUACACGACGCGUGUAUUUACAAAAUCCAUUUUAAGAGCGAGCCAAUUUCGUAAGGAGAUCGAUGCAACGCGUUACGAGGACGUGGCCCAAGGUGUGACUAAGCUUCUACGGUGUGUGGACGUCUCUCUCCGUGCGAACGAAGCCACGAGAGAGGAUGGCAGGGCCCUGUUUUUCUUGCCUCACGCAUACGAUCCGGCCGACGAUGGCCUCGGACCUCUGUUGCGUUACACUUUUGCCACGCCCCGAUCGGACGGGCAAGCUCAUCGCGAAAGUGAAACGCAAUAAAGGAGCCACGCCGGAGCGAGAGAGCCUCGACAUCCAUGAAACUGUUAACGGAGAAAUACAGCCGAGAGAAGGAACGAUCCGGCGUGUCCUCAGCGAUUCAGACGGAGAGAGAACGGUCGAACGAGGAGGAGGGAAGAUCGAUGGAAACCUCAAAGCUUGGAAAUCGAUUUCUUCGCCAGCUUCCACAGUUGCCGAUCGAACGGCAUUUCAACCGAAAUUCCUCAGUCGAUCCGCAAUCUCCUCGCGUCUCUGCCUUCGUUUUCUUUGAGAAACACCACUCACAAACGAAUCUUCUUUUCAUUCUAAAUCAUAUCGCGACAACAUCGUGACAGAAGCGUCAUCCACUUUCCAGGAAAAUGGACGAAUCUCUCUGUGGGAUCGCCACCAGUUUCCACGCUAGGCAACACGCCGACCAGUUCCCCGGCAAAAAAAGAAGCCGCGAAAUUUCUCGAAGACGAGUCUACCCGCGAAAUUAUCUACCCGUUCUCACGUACACCGGCGCUCGCUUUUUCGAUCUCAUCUCGUUCCAGUUGUGUACGCUUGUGAUUUCACUGGACAGGUCGGCCCGAUUCGAAUUACGACAGCCUCGUGUUACGAGGCAGGAAAAAAACGUCGUACGAAAAACACGCGGCGAGAAAACGCGCGUCCGCGUCCACUCUAGAAAAACCCUGCUAGAAACUCCGAUUCCAUCGUGCCGUACGAACAACUCGCCGUUACCUUUCGAUUCCAAGAAACGAUCGAGCGGAUCACCCUCCGUCCUACACCCUGUUUUCCGAUCAUUGUACAUACAUAACGUGUUCAACGAUACGAAUCACAUUAACGAAUUAUAAUAUAAUAUAAUAUAUAUGUACCUAUAUAGCUGCUAGAAUUUGAAACGAGGCUCAAUUUAGUUAGUCGAUGUCGUCACAAAGAUAUUAAGUUCAUCGGGAGUUCCGCGAGAUCUACGAUUGCCAUUGUCACGUUUGACGAGCCGUACUCCGAGAUCGAACUCGUUAACUGGCGAAUUGCUAGGUGCAGCUAAUCCCGCCAACAAAUUUGCGUGCAAUUUCAACGAGGAAUCUCAUCUCUCAUGUGUGUUCGUCUGUCGACCAUGGACUUGAAGGAAAACUGGUCCGGCGAAUGAUCGACGAUUGAUAUUAAUUGAAAUAGGGCGUUCUCACUGAAUAACUAAUAGUCAGCCGCGCGCAAGGUGUACCAAGCGGAUCGUGAAAGAGUACCGUUUUUUUUUUUAAUUUUUGAUAUAUGUAUAAACAUAGAGAUCUAUAUAUGUGCGUGCGUGUGUGUGUGUAAAUCGUACGACGAUUGUGAUUUCACCGAGGUUACCGAGUUAUACGUAUUUACCGUUUAACCACAAACACGGCGCCGUCAGCCGACCAAGCUAUCAAGCGCUCGUUACCUUUUAGAACCGCUAGUUCGUAAGUGUCCAUCGCAGAUGUCCAUCCACGCUCAGUUUUGUCUCGUAUUUCCUUUUUUCUUUCCUCCGUCUUUCUUUUACAUAGUCAAAUUCGGAGGGGACCUAACGUCAAUCGAAUCGAAAGGAUCGCCGUCGCCUCGAGAUCGAAUCGAAUCGAAUCCUUUCCCACUAGAUGUGUUGACACUUAGCCAUUUCUUUUUCUUUUCUUUUGUGUCAGAGAUUAUUAAGUUGAACGAACGUGCAUUUUGUUCGUUCGUGUCGAUGAUCUCGUCGUGAGAACGAAAAUUAUUCGCCCCUUUACUUACGGACAAUUUUCGAUCUUAAGUGCUCCUAUUUUUUUUUUUUUUUUUUUUUUUACUCGUUAAGAAAAAAAAACACAUACACACAACUCUCUGUUUAGCCCCGUAGUCACGCGUCCUGUAGAAUAUAGUGGUGAACUGUAUAUAUGUUUAUAUGUAAUAUUCAAUUUUUGAAAAAUAUAUAUAUAUAUAUAUGUAUGUAUGUAUGUAUGAAUGUACACAUACAGAAAAGAGAGAGAGAAACGAA